This is a messenger RNA of Tribolium madens (black flour beetle), 3795 nucleotides long. RefSeq lists its product as uncharacterized. The record is from RefSeq and is a predicted model, not a curated record. Gene Ontology annotation, molecular function: protein binding. The transcript is spliced from 11 exons. NCBI's taxonomy places the organism in Eukaryota, Metazoa, Arthropoda, Insecta, Coleoptera, Tenebrionidae. Bases 212 to 3391 code for a protein of 1059 amino acids.
ACAGUAGUGCUCGAGACGCCGCCGAUGGCGAAGUGUGGAAAGUGAAUAAGACGAAGCGACUUUGACGCGCGAAUCGCGUGUGUUGUGCGUGUUUUGGUGUGAAAUGUGUGAAGGAACGUGGAUGUUUUUCAUGGAGGAUAAUGAUUGAGUUGGACCAAGUUGAAGCGAAAAUCAUAUCCUCGACAUCCGCUUCAUUAAUCAAUGAUUCAAGAUGCAAACGAAGAACAUAAAUAUCGAAAGGGCGCCCAACAACAGCACAGAUGGAGGCGGUACACGCAUCAGUAUGCCCGAGAAGACAGUCUUAAUGAUACAGCGCGGCCCCCAUAAUUUUUCCGAAGGUCUGCAGACGAAUGGAGAUGCAGACAGCGGUGCUCCACCGUUGCCACCCAGAACGGCCAUCAUUUUCACCCCUUUACCCGCCGUUUCUAAACCACAAGUUGAGGUGGAAGGUUAUGGGCCCUACAAACCGGUUCCACCCCCAAAACCUUUACCCCAACAGCCUAUUUCGUCACAACAACAAGGCUGUCUUACACCGCCUCCUUACAGGAUGCCCCCUUACCCUUUGUACAAUGAGCCUAGUAUUCCAGGAGCAACAGGAUUAGAUACGCCUAUAGCAACCUCGAGUCCUGCCACACAAGGGCUGCACACACAUUCUAGCAAGUUUCCGAUUGAAAGAGAAGUGAUUUUGUCUAGUACGGAUAAGAACUCGAAGAUUCCGAUUCUUCACGAUUAUAAGAAAAGAACGAAAGGUGCCAUCGCUCCUGACGUCCCACCCAAACAAAUGUCUGCUUGGACGGCACAGGGCCAAACCCAUCAGAUUCUGAGCCCUGAUCAGAAUCACACGGGAAUAGUCCAAACCCCACACCAGCAAUCCGACCAAAACGCAGUCUUCCGAGCCACUUACCACCCACCUCCUCAAGAAUAUUACAACGGACAAGGCAAUCCAUCAACCGGUGCUGUGCCUAGACAGUCGUGGCAUGGGGGCGACAACAAAUCCACUCCACGCCCUUACCAAGAAGAUUUCUCCCAAAGCAAUUCCCAACAAGUGACCGUACAAAUCGAACAAGCAAAAGAACAAACGAAAGACAAAAAGAGUAUGACGAAAACAUACCACACCAUUAAAGACAUCAUUUCGAGCAGGUUCAAGAGUAACAAAGACAGCACCGAGGAAAAAUCAGAGGAACCUGGUUUGAACAACGUGGCAGAGGAAUUAAGGCGUAGUCAAAGGAACAUAGGUGAAGAACAGCCGGAGAAAAAGACAGAACAAAACAUUUAUGGAAAACCUAGAAUUGACCAAAAUAUUUCGCAUCAACAGCAUCAGUAUAAUAUAAUGCUACAAGCCCAACAGUAUCAGGUUAACCAACAGUUAAAAAUGCAACAAACGAUGUACCAACAGCAGUUGGUGCAAGCAAGAAGCCAAGAAAUGCUUGUUGCAAGACCGGAAGAACAAGUUUAUUACCAGAAUGCGUACGGAGCGACGCCUCAAAGGAACGGAAAUAGAUUCGUUUCGCCCGCGAAUCGGGAACAGAACUAUGUACAAAUGCAGCACCAUCCACAAUUUUCCCCCAAAGAAAAAGACGACAGACGUCAACCAAUCGCGAUGGAGCGUCGUAGUGCCCAACAAAUCGAGCGAGACAGUCUGCGUCAGAAAAGUUUCGAAGCCCGUCGUGCCGCCUCCCACCCCCAGUUGGCCUACGACGACGAAACCAAAACCGAAAUUCCGGACAGUAGGCCUCAGCCCCAAGCAGCCCCUGUCCGGCGUGGCUCCCACGGGAAUAUCAUGGACGCGGCGGCUUCAACAGCUCCCGAUGCGGAAAAAGACAGCGACGAUGGGGGUUUCCUCAAACGCAACCAUUCCAAAGAACAGAAAAGUUCAGAAAUGAAUCAAGAGGAAGAAAGUAAAGUGACAGAAGCGCUGCAGGGGACUCCUCGGAAACGCCUCGAAGGUGAAAUUGGGAAAAUCGAAGGGGUUUAUAAUGUUGGACAGAGGACAAAAGACGAUGAAGGGAGAGGGAAGAAGAAUCCCUCAGGCUCAGCUGCGAGUUCGGAUUAUGACAAAGCUGGGCAAUCAUCUUCAAAUGCUGAUUCAGGGAGGGGAAGUGCUGCUUAUAGUAGUGGGAGGAGGCCUGGGGGGUUGGAUUUGAAUGGCGAAGGGGAUACGGGGCAGCUACAAGGACAUUACAGGGAUCAUCAUGGGGGGCAUGAUUCGGAAUGGGUGGAUAUUGUUGAAAAUGAAUUGAGGCAUAUUCUUGAACCGAAACUGCACGAAUUGUCCCUGCAAGGAGGUGGAGGAAUUGCGAAUUCCACGUUAAGUGAGAGUAUUUCGUCAAUGACUCCGCCACUGCCGCCCCUUUCUCCCGGUGAACAGUCCUCGCCCAAUGUGACUCCGAGGAAUUCAACAAGAUAUAAACACAGCAGCUUGCCAUAUGGUAGCAAGCCCGACUACGACGGGUACAAGUCAAAGCUCCACGCAGGUCGUGAUUCAAGCUCAAAUUCACGAUGGCACAAUAAUUCAAAUCAGAAACAUAGAAGUACAAAGAAGAGCGACCACAGUGCUGCUUUAAGAGGCAAACAAAUUUUUGGUUUGGAUACUACUGAUCUAACAUCAACUACAACGAGAUCUUUAGAUCUCGAGUCAAUGUUGGACGGUCAAAGUGACUCGGAUGGUGACAUAAGUACAACCGAUGCUAGAGCCAUAAGAAAGCAGUUGGAGGGUUUGGAGACUAUGUAUUCAGAAGUCCUUAAACUCCUCGGUGUUAAAAAAUACAGUGGUCGAUAUCAGCCUUCAGAUCCCAGAUUCAGUAAACGGCGGUACGGCAGUAUGUCCUCUCUACCCUCCAGUUCAGUCAGCAGUCGACCAAUCAGAGACAAGCGGCGGGCACACGAAGACAGAAAGAAAGUCAGAGACAUACGAGGAAUUAACAAGAGAUUUCAAAGAUUGGAAUCGCAUGUUGUUACUCUAGCUAGGUCUGUCGCUCAUUUAUCGUCUGAAAUGCGUACCCAACACUUGAUGAUUCAAGAAAUGGAAAAUAUUCGAGGUGAAAUAGCGGCACUGAGAACCCAGACCAACAUGUUAAACGUGAGGUCACAGUCGGCAUCGAGAGCCGUCAACACGUCCAAAGAUUUACCGACUUUGGCGAAUCCUACAAGAGUCAAAAAGUUGACGAAGUUUUUUGGAGAUGAGCCGCCAUUAUUGAGACUGUUUUUACGGAAACUGGGCUAUGAGAAAUAUGCAAACGUUUUCGAGAAUGAGCGAGUCGGAAUGGUCGAACUGCCUUAUCUUAGCGAAGAGAGGCUUCAGAAGAUGGGAGUGCCAUUAGGCCCAAGACUCAGGAUUAUGCAGGAAGCGCAGAUUUCGGUCUGCAAAGAUAAUACGUUGUGUAUUGUUUAGGAGCGGUACAAUCAGACAAUGUGUAGGAAAUUUAACUUAGUUUUAAGUUUGCAGUCUUAGAUAUUUUUAAUAUUUAUUAAUCUAGUUUAUACUUUUAAUUGUCUGAUUUGUAAGUGAUUGUAAAUGGCGGCUCAAAAAAAGACCUCGGUUUUUUAUUAGUUAUAAUGUUUACUUGUAUGUACUUAAAUAUGUAAGUAAGUUGUAUAGUUUUUUGUAUAUAUUGAAAUAAACAGUUUUAAGUUAUUGCCAAUAAUACCAAAGAUUUGUUCUUUGUACUUUUUUACUUGAAAUAAAACAUAAUGGGUUUUGUAAUACACAAAACGUUUAAUUUACCUUUUCUUUGUUUUCUAAGCGCAAGUUAGGAAUAUCAAAUGAUAAUUGUUUCUGAAAAAUUGAAAUUAAUG